Messenger RNA from Poecile atricapillus (Black-capped chickadee), 1827 nucleotides. RefSeq names its product mitochondrial fission factor (gene MFF). The record is from RefSeq and is a predicted model, not a curated record. Gene Ontology annotation, cellular component: mitochondrial outer membrane; peroxisome. Bases 299 to 1291 code for a protein of 330 amino acids. The transcript has 10 exons. Lineage: Eukaryota; Metazoa; Chordata; Aves; Passeriformes; Paridae. Gene Ontology annotation, biological process: positive regulation of mitochondrial fission.
ACGCGCGGCCCUUACGGAAGCCCGAUGGGGACGCGCAGGCCGCGUUUGGCGGCUGACCCGCGGAGCGCGGUGCGGGCGCGGUGCCGCGGUGCCUGACGCGCUCCCGGCCGGGCCGGGCUGACAGUGCUCCCCGGCUUCCUCCCGCCGCACGGGGUUACACAGUGGCCUUUUUCCUGCUCCCUGAUUGCCUGUUCUCCUACUGUGCUACAGUGACACUUGGAGAUUGAGAUACUUUAUUUGAUCUGUGGUGAUAGGAGCCUUACAAAUAACACUGCAGCUCACAGGACAGACUGCCAGGAUGAGCGGGGCCGCGUUCCCGUCCCCGGCUGCCGAGAUGGCAGAGAUGAACCGGCUGCAGUAUGAGAUGGAAUACACCGAGGGCAUCAGCCAGCGCAUGAGGGUCCCCGAGAAACUCAAGGUGGCUCCUCAAAAUGCUGACCUGGACAAGGACAGCCAGGAAGGAUUUCCAAAUGCCAGUGUAACUAUGCAGGUUCCAGAGCGGAUUGUAGUGGCAGGUAAUAGUGAAGACAUUCCAUUUUCCAGACCAGCAGACCUUGACAUUCUCCAGUCUACUCCAUUCAAACCACUGGCAUUGAAAACUCCUCCCCGUGUUAUUUCUCUUAGUGAUCGACCACUAGAUUUUUUGGACCUAGAAAAACCUCCACAGCAGACACCUCAAAGUGAAGAGGUGCGCUCGGUGGGAAGGCUGAAGAGAGAGCGUUCCAUGAGCGAGAACGCCACGCGGCAGAACGGGCAGCUGGCCCGCAACGAUUCCAUGUGGCACAGAUCAGAUACUGUCCCAAGAAAUAAAAUGCCACGGUUCCAGUCACCUCUUUCGACUAAGGAUUGCACUGUGACCCCAUCACUGCAACAGGCUCGUGUCUGUCCUCCCAAUAUGUUACCUGAAGAUGGAAUAAAUCUUUACUCUGCUCGUGGCAUUUUGUCGUUUAUCCAGUCUUCCACUCGUAGGGCUUACCAGCAGGUCUUGGAUGUGCUGGAUGAAAACUGCAGGCCAAUGUUACGUGGUGGGUCAGCUGCUACCACUUCCUCUAACCCUCAUCAUGACAACACCAGAUACGCUCUCUCCAACUUUGAUACGACGCUCGAGGGAACACCAGAUGACAUGACAGUUGUAGAUGCUGCCUCCUUAAGAAGACAGAUAAUCAAACUUAAUCGCCGUCUCCAGCUCCUGGAAGAAGAGAACAAAGAACGUGCUAAGAGAGAAAUGAUCAUGUAUUCCAUUACUGUAGCUUUCUGGCUACUCAAUAGCUGGCUUUGGUUUCGGCGCUAGACACAGCUCUCAGAUUUACUAGUUGAAAACACAAACAAUUUGCAAAAUUCCUUGUUUCUGUUUCUGAUUGUAUGCUGUUUUAUAAUGAAUACACUGGAAACUUCUGCCACAGAUAAAGGCUCUAGAAUUGCAGUGUUAAAGGGACACCUUGUUCAGUUAUAAUGUAUUUAAUAGAUUUGCAUUGCAAAUGCUGCAGUAUCCUCCAUUGCAUGCUUCUGUGUAAACAUGGACCAGCCCAUGGGAGUCUGCUUCAUGUACUGAGUAGUCUCCAGGACUAACAAAACUGGAGGUUUUGUUGUGAAGAGAACAAAUGGAAUGGGUUUGGAAAAAAAAAAAAAACAAAAACAAAAGCAAAGGAAUAAAAAGUCCUUUUUAUUGUUCCGUUGUUAGAUGCAAUUAAACAAUUGCACUAGUUUUCCUUUAGUCCAAGUAGUUUGAGGUGUGCCAUAAAAUCAAGGAGUGUGUCCUGUUCCAUGAGUAUAUUCCUUGUUUAAGUACAUGUUCAGGUUGAAUAAUAAAAGGAAUUCUUUGCUAAC